AUGGAGCGUGUUGUCCAGGCAGCGCUGGUAGACUUCGUUCGCACCCUACAGCAGCAGAAAAUCAUAGACCUAGCAACAGGCGAUCAUUUGCGCUUCGAUCCACACUACAAUGAGACACUCUGGACGGAUGUACCCCUGUUCGGCAUCAACGUUGCAAAUUACUGGAACUGUGACCCCGACGCGGAGAUUCAAUAUAUCAACAAAGUCGCCUUACUCGCCCAGCUAACCUCUUCUCCCGCAAACUUUCCCCUGCAGCCAGGGACUACCACAGGACCAUUUGACUUCUCGCUCUACGCUCUUUGGGAUUUCCGCGAGGCUUUUGAGAAUACCGCUGAGCCGCGUGCGCACAACACCACUGUGCUACGCGCGGCGGCAUUGUGGAUGAUCCACGCUGCGGAUAGGCUGUGGGAGAAUGUCCGGGCGAAGCGCGACUUUAGGCACAGGGCGAGUAAUGGUAACCCUGCUAAAGAGGGCGACGCAUCUCGCAAAUCGAGGAAGAGGUGGGUUGGGUUCAAUAAAGAGAGGUGGGAUAUCUGGAUCAAGGGGUUGGAGAAUGGGAAAGAGGUCGAGGAUGAGGAGGAUUGGAGGGUGGAGAGGGACGAGAUGUAUGCUUGA
Parastagonospora nodorum SN15 is the source of this 615-nucleotide messenger RNA. RefSeq lists its product as hypothetical. Bases 1 to 615 code for a protein of 204 amino acids. The record is from RefSeq and is a predicted model, not a curated record. The transcript is spliced from 4 exons. NCBI's taxonomy places the organism in Eukaryota, Fungi, Ascomycota, Dothideomycetes, Pleosporales, Phaeosphaeriaceae.